AACAACACACGGGAAAUCGGAAGGGAAAAUCAGCUGGAAUCCACGGAAAUCCUCGACGGGACUAUAUUUCUUUACUUAGCUAGCAAUUUAUUGUCAGCUGCUGUUUUUCGCUCCCAUCGGUUUGCUGUUAAACCGCCACCUUGGCGAUGUCGGAGUCCUACGAUUUCCUCUUUAAAUUCCUGGUGAUUGGGAAUGCUGGGACAGGCAAAUCCUGUCUGCUGCACCAGUUCAUAGAGAAGAGAUUUAAGGAUGAAUCUAACCACACGAUUGGUGUGGAGUUUGGCUCAAAGAUCAUCAGUGUCGUCAACAAAACGGUCAAACUGCAGAUCUGGGACACCGCAGGACAAGAACGCUUCAGGUCUGUGACCAGAAGUUAUUACAGAGGAGCCGCAGGAGCGCUGCUCGUCUACGACAUCACCAGUCGGGAAACGUACAACGCUUUGACCACGUGGCUGAGCGACGCCAGGAUGCUGGCCAGUCAAAACAUCGUCAUCAUCCUCUGCGGGAACAAGAAGGACCUGGACGCCGACAGAGAGGUCACGUUCCUGGAGGCGUCGCGGUUCGCUCAGGAAAACGAGCUGAUGUUCCUGGAGACCAGCGCGCUAACGGGGGAGAACGUCGAAGAGGCCUUCGUCCAGUGCGCUCGCAAAAUCCUCAACAAGAUCGAGUCCGGGGAGUUGGAUCCAGAGCGGAUGGGUUCAGGCAUCCAGUACGGCGACGCGGCGUUGCGACAGCUGCGCUCUCCGCGCCGCGCUCAGCCGCAGGGCUCCCAGGACUGUGGCUGCUAGUGGACUUCGUGCAAUUCACGACAUGAAGGUUUAUAAAGACCUGAAGAAGAAGAGCCAUGGAGAACCUAACAGUGUUGGGUUCAGGUUGCUGGCUGGUGACCCCUCCCAUGACCUUUGCACGGACCCUUCAGAGUCUUUAUUUUCAUUUCUGCAUGUGCAGAGAGCUGAGAAGUCCUCCUGGCCCUCUCCCCUCCCUCAGACCGGCCAUCUUCCCAGCAGUCUGCUGCUUUACUGGACCAAAAUGGCCCCCGACCAUCCCACCCAGGAUGCUAAACGUUUGCAUGAUUCUCUCCUCACGGUCACACUGUAUUCCCUCUGAUGCAGCCUGGACUCCACCUUUACUCCAUUUAACAUGACUAAACAAGAUUUGACUGGAUAAUUUGUUAGUAAAAUAGGUUGGUGUUUUGCUCCAGCUUGGAUGUGGAUGAAUUAAUGCAAACCAGACGACUUUAUCAUCGACUCUGUGGCAUGGAAACCAAACUUUAACCCCCCUGAACUACUGUUCUCUCUUUGUUUCCCUCUCUGGUUUAAACACUCCACUAAACGUUGCCCUCAUUAACACACCCUCAGCUAACACACCCUCCCUUCCUGCUGCCUUUCUUGCAUUAAUUCCCCUGAUUUCCCUUUUUUCGCUGUACAGAGUUUCUGUAAAUAGAGACCGACGCAUGUUCUCCCAGAUGGAGUGUUUUAUUAUAGCUGAUAUUCCAUCUGUGUUACAUUAGAAAUCAUAUUCAGCAUCAUUUUAUGCUCCACUGUAUAUUUAAAAACACUGGCUCCUCGUGCUCCGUGUGUGAAGGACGGGUCACCAUUUUAACGGCUGUGUAACACGUUUGUCCUGCAGCCAGUGAAGUGGCAGAUCUCUCACUAAUUGUUGCUUGUUUACAUGAAAGUCUGACUGAUGCUAACCAAUCACAGCUGCAGUCUGGAUCUUAUCUGUUGUGUGCUUUAUUUAUUUUAACCUUUUAAGGCUAACAUGUCACUUUGCUUCAGUUAUCAUCUUCCUAAGUAGCUUAAUUAAAGCCAUGAUAAGCGACAGAACUCUAAACUUUUCCAUCACGGUUCAAACUAGAGCAGCUUUUCAGAUCUAGUCUGUGAAAUACGACGGCGGCUUUCGCUGUUUCACGUCUGGAUGUCGUCAUUUUGUGUUUUGUUUGUUUUUGUCACCAGAUUCUUUCGUUUCCAUGUGUGUCUGUUUUGUCAUGAAUAUCAUAGAUUUUUAAUUUAUUAAUUUAUGAUAAUUGGCAUAUGUUUUUGAAAUAAAACAAAUACAUCACCGGACAUUUGUUUUUGGUUUUUUAUUUCUCUACGGCUUCCCUUCAGCUCUCAGUGAAGGAAACACUUCAGUAUUUAGAGUCAAAGAUUUAUUUAUUUGAAUCCUUCAUAUUCUAAUUUGAAAAUCAUCCAAAAGUUCAGUUUUGUCUAAUUUGAUUCAAAAAGUGAAAUUGGUAUAUUCUGAUAGAUUUAUGACAUACCCUGCUAUAUUUCAAGCAAUAAUGUUUGGUUAUUUUUAUGAUCAAAUCAUCACAAAUUAAAAACCUCCCACUAGAUCUCAGUGGGAGAUCCACAUUUUUUCCUUCCACUAAGCUUUCUAUAAAUAUCCUUGGAAACAGACAGUUUUUAGCAGCUCAGCCUCUUCAUGAAGCUGUCAGGCCAGCAGUUUUUCCUUAUUUCUGUGAGUCAUGACAUUUAAUUUUAGGAUUAAAAAAUGCUUUUUUUUAAUGGUUUUAUAUGAUAUUAAAAUUUUGCACAUAUUUUUGUAUAUUUUAGGUUUUCAUAAGCUGUAAGCAGAGGAUCCAAAAACUACUGAAGUAAGAGCAGAACUACUUUGACAUAUUUUACUGAAGUAAAAAGCAACCGUCUAAGAAAUUACUCAAGAAUAAAAAAGUAUUUGGUAAAAAGGUAACUCAAUUACUAACUGAUCAAAACAAUUCUUUAAUAGUUCAUAAUUACAUCAUUAGCUGGACCAGAAUAUUAAGCUAUUUUUAGUAUUUUACGGACCAAAAUGAAAAUAAUUCAUAUUAUUAACAUGAUUACAAA
Molecule: messenger RNA, 2825 nt
Organism: Xiphophorus maculatus (southern platyfish)
Lineage: Eukaryota; Metazoa; Chordata; Actinopteri; Cyprinodontiformes; Poeciliidae
Gene: rab4a
Product: RAB4A, member RAS oncogene family
Exons: 8
Coding region: 147-788 (213 amino acids)
Biological process (GO): Rab protein signal transduction; regulation of endocytosis
Cellular component (GO): endosome
Molecular function (GO): GTPase activity; GTP binding
Source: RefSeq, a predicted model, not a curated record